ACUGCAAAUGCUACUACGUGUGGAGCAACUGAGGCAAGGUUCAGAUGUAGGAGAACAAACUGGAACAUGGAUGACUUUAAACAGCGCAGAUAAAGCCAAGUGCAUGGAACACACUGGGAACCGUCUCAAGGUUCUGUCAUUGUCUAUGGAGAAUUAAUCAUCCUAUGGAACACACUGGGGACCAUCUCAAAGUUCUGUCCUCAUUGUCUAUGCAGAGUUAGUCACUGUCUCGCAUUUCUGUUUCUUUAGCAAUACAAUUAAACCUACAACUAGAGACGACCUGAUGAUGAAAUGUGAAUUUUACGUGUUGCAAUUUGUGUACUGUGGCUCUUUGGAUGGAACCAUAUCAAUUUAUCCCAGAAGGCGCAAAUUCUUUAAAGGACUCUCUCACUGAGUGGUGAAGAACGAUAGUGGAAGUUGAAACUUAUAUUUUGAUUUAAAUAGGUAAUAUUGAUUGAGAACUCUGCAUGCCAGAGAUUGUGUACCUUUGCCAUAGCACAUCACUAGCUGCAAACAUGAGUAAUGAGCAAGUCACCUACGCAGAACUGAAUGUGGCAAAGAACUCAAGGAACCAGCACAGGAAGCCGAGGGGUACUCGUGGCUCCCUUUCAGUAAUUGAGCAGGAAAUCAUCUAUGCGGACUUCAGCUUUCAAAAUCCUUCUCAAGAGCAUCCUCGGAUCUGCAAAGAUUGCCACUGCAAAGGUUUUCCAUCUCCUCCAGAAAAACUCAUUGCUGGUACCUUGGGCAUCAUCUGUUUUGUCUUAAUUGUCUCUGUGGUUGUAAUUACUACAUCAUAUACUGGAACAAAUGCACAGACCAACUCCUCAAAGGCUAGAACCCACAGAGAUAUAAACCACAAUCUAUCUUCAGUACAGUCUUGUGCUCACUGUCCAAAGGAGUGGAUAUCAUAUUUCCACAAUUGUUAUUACAUUGGUGUGGAGAAAAAAUCUUGGAAUGACAGUUUGAUGUCCUGCAUUUCCAAAAAUUGUCAUCUGCUUCACAUAGAUAGUGAAGAAGAACAGGCUUUUCUGCAAUCCCUUUCACUGGUCUCAUGGACUGGAUUCUUUCGGAAGAGCAGGGGUCAGCCCUGGGUCUGGAAAAAUGACUCAACUUUCAAACCAAAGAUAGCAGAGAUUCUCCACGAUGAAUAUAACUGUAUCAUGAUGUCAGCUUCUGGUCUCACAGCAGACAACUGUACAACUUUACAUACAUAUCUUUGUAAGUGUAAAUUCCUACUGAGUCAUAUUGAGCCAAAUUUCCAUGGUUUCCCUCCGAUCAUUACCCUCCUGGCAGUGGUGGUUGCAGUGAACCCUGCAAUUCAUGAUUCAAUUAAUGACAGUGACAUUCUGAGAAAUGCAUCAUUACGCAGACCCAUUGCAUCAGGAUGUGUAGCUUCUUCAAUAGGAUCACCACAGCACAGAACACAAGUAGAAUUACCACAGAGCCCAGAAUUGAUAUCUCUCACUGGCCUGCAGGCAGGAGACAUGAGUCACCUGCUUGGAACUGAACGAGCCUCAGAACCCAGGAAAGUUGUAAAGAAAACCCAGUCUCAGCUCCGUUUCAGUAAUCGAGCAGGAGAUCAUCUGCUGGAGUUUAGCCUUCAAGAUGCCUCCCAGAAGUAUCUCAAGGCCAGCAGGCAUAGCUACUGCAAAAAUUUUGCCUCACCUCCAGAGAAGCUCAUCGCUGGGAUCCUGGGCAUUGUCUGGUUCGCCUUGUUGACUGCUUUGGUGAUCUCAACCAGAAUUGGUUCUCCAUAUUUCAAAUUUCUUAAGAAUGAGUUUAACUCUCCAGAUCCUGAACUGAAGAAGCAGACCCACUCCUCCCUGAUGAGAACCCAGAAAGAUAUAAACCACAAUCUAUCUUCAGUACAGUCUUGUACUCACUGUCCAAAGGAGUGGAUAUCAUAUUCCCACAGUUGUUAUUACAUUGGUGUGGAGAAAAAAUCUUGGAAUGAUAGUUUGAUGUCCUGCAUUUCCAAAAACUGUAGUCUGCUUCACUUAGAUAGUGAAGAGGAGCAGGCCUUUUUGCAAUCCCUUUCACUGGUCUCUUGGACUGUAUUCUUUCGGAAGAGCAGAGGUCAGCCCUGGGUCUGGAAAAAUGACUCAACCUUCAAACCAAAGAUAGCAGAGAUUCUCCAUGAUGAAUAUAACUGUAUCAUGAUGUCAGCUUCUGGUCUCACAGCAGACAACUGUACAACUUUACAUACAUAUCUUUGUAAGUGUAAAUUCGCCAACUGAAACACCUGCAUUUGAAGUCUGCCAGUUGGGGCAAAGCUGACAGCCUGAGAUUGGAAGCAGACACCUGCUGGGCGUAAACAAUGGCCCACUACAGUGCAGUUUCACCUUUGAGGAUUUCGGAGAAAGCUACACCAGGUUGCUGACAGGCCUACUGCCUGAGGACAUGCUGAAUGUAAACAAACCUGACUACCUGAGAACUGAGCUUGGGAGAUCUUGGCAACUUCACGUCUGGGACUGUAUUUACAUUAUGUAUAUAUUUUAUUUCUGGAGUUUUCAGUUUCAUUUCGUA
Molecule: messenger RNA, 2526 nt
Organism: Mastomys coucha (southern multimammate mouse)
Lineage: Eukaryota; Metazoa; Chordata; Mammalia; Rodentia; Muridae
Exons: 15
Coding region: 468-2237 (589 amino acids)
Biological process (GO): positive regulation of natural killer cell mediated cytotoxicity; stimulatory C-type lectin receptor signaling pathway
Source: RefSeq, a predicted model, not a curated record